UGUUCUGCUGGGAGAAUAAUUAGUCAACUUACUGCUGCACAGCACUGUGGAGUGUAUUGUGAAAUAUGCAGUGGGAGGUGUAGUUGUACCAGGGUCAGUUUCAAUUCUCUUUGAGGUUUGAAACACCGCUUGCUCCAGUCUCCUGUCAUUUUCUUAGUUUGUUGUAUUUGUUUGGUAGCACUAAGUUUUACAGUCAUGUCGAAAAGCUUGGAGCAGCGCUCAUACCUGGUUCUGGAGAACUACAUCGGAGGAAAGUUCAUCCCUUGUCGGAGUCACAUCGACUCCUACGACCCGUCCACUGGAGAGGUUUACUGCAAAGUACCAGACAGUGGCGAGGAGGAGGUGGAGGCAGCAGUGGCAGCAGCGAAAGAAGCCUUCCCUGGCUGGUCUGCUCGCAGCCCAGAGCAGCGAGCGCAGGUUCUCAACAAGUUAGCCGACCUGAUCGAAGCCCACCUGGAGGAGUUUGCCCAGGCUGAGUCUAGAGACCAAGGUAAAACAGUAACGUUUGCACGGACUGUGGAUAUUCCCCGCUCUGCGUACAACUUCCGCUUCUUUGCAUCAUCCGUGCUCCACCACACCACCGAAUGCAGCCAGAUGGACCACAUGGGCUGCCUCAACUACACUGUCCGCUGCCCCGUGGGAGUGGCUGGUCUGAUCAGCCCCUGGAAUCUCCCCCUGUACCUGCUGACCUGGAAGAUUGCACCUGCGAUUGCUGCAGGCAACACUGUGGUAGCCAAGCCCAGUGAGAUGACCUCUGUGACUGCCUGGAUGAUGUGCAAGUUGAUGCAGCAGGCUGGUGUUCCUCCAGGAGUAGUCAACAUCAUAUUUGGGACUGGCCCGCGAGCAGGGAACGCCCUGGUUGGCCAUCCUGACGUCCCGUUGAUCUCCUUCACGGGUUCCACAGCAACUGCCCAGCGCAUCACAGAACGGGCUGCCCCCUACUGUAAGAAGCUCUCAUUGGAGCUGGGAGGAAAAAACCCUGCCAUUAUUUUUGCUGAUGCAGACCUGGACCAGUGCAUUGAGACCACUGUUCGCUCCAGCUUCUCCAACCAGGGAGAAAUCUGCUUGUGCACCAGUAGGAUUUAUGUAGAAAGGAGUAUUUACUCCAAGUUCCUGGAGAGGUUUGUGGCAGCAGCUAAGAAGUGGAAGACCGGUUUGCCCUCUGACCCCAGCAACAACAACGGAGCACUCAUCAGCAAAGAACACCUGGAGAAGGUUCGUAGCUUUGUAGCACUCGCCAAAUCCGAAGGUGGCAUCAUCCACUGUGGUGAAGGGGUUGACCAGCUGGACCUCCCAGAGCGCAACAGCAAAGGCUACUUCAUGCCGACCACCAUCAUCUCAGGCAUAUCUGACAGCUCCCGAGUAAUGCAGGAGGAGAUCUUUGGCCCUGUCACCUGCGUCAGCCCCUUUGACACAGAAGAUGAAGCUGUUUCCAAGGGCAAUGGGGUGCGCUAUGGUCUGGCAGCCACUGUGUGGUCGCGGGACGUUGGGAAGGUUCACCGGGUGGCCAAGCGGUUACAGACAGGUCUGGUGUGGACCAACUGCUGGCUGGUGAGAGAUCUGAAACUGCCCUUUGGAGGGAUGAAGAACUCUGGUGUUGGGAGGGAGGGAGGGAAGGAUUCCUACCACUUUUUCACAGAGGUGAAGAGUAUCACCAUCAAACACUAAAAGGAAAGGAAGAUGACAGGAGAGGCAUGUGUUGGAUGAAUAGAGGAACAUUUUCUGUUAGAAGUAGGCGCACACAUUUGGAGAAGGUUUAUCUUGACAUUCAACAACCUCCGUCAUCAACAUUUUUCAACAACUAAUUUCUCCUCCCAUCCCCUCAAAUUACUGGAGCCCUUAAUUAGGUCACAUUUGUAGAAUACAAAGGUCAGAGAAAGUCACACUGGAGCAAUACAGAUAAGAAAACUAGCAAAGAUCCAAUAUAAAUGUCUAGUAAAGAGGAAAUAAUGCACAAUGCGAAAUGCUGUAACAUUAAUACCUUUGCUGAAUAUUUUGUACAAUCAUCUUCAUCUUCAUAAUCAAUCAUCAAGCCAAAACACAUGAAGCAAUAAUUGUGUGAGAGUUUCUCUUAAAACUAGAAUGAGUACAGACCAGACAAAGUAAAACCAGACAAGAUACAAGCGUAUUUACGAGAGGAAGUCAAGAGUGCAAUUUAUCAGCUUAAUCCAACAUCCCUCAUACAUGUAUACUGCGGGUUUGUGUCCUGUAUGAUAGUAAGAAGUAAAAUAAUUCUGAAAAGAAACAGUGAUAAUAUUAUUUUAAAAAGUGUCCUGUGAGGGAGGUAAAUACAAAGAGAUCUGAUAUGUGCCUCAGGCUAACCAAAACCAAGAACCAAAGCAUUGUAGGUGAGUUUCAUUAGAACAGCGUGACUGUGCUGGAAUUUGUUCAGUUGUUUUUCAACACAUACAAGCGUUGUCCCAAAUUAAAGCACCUUACAUAAAUGCCA
Thunnus maccoyii (southern bluefin tuna) is the source of this 2449-nucleotide messenger RNA. It is a transcript of the gene aldh8a1, whose product is annotated as aldehyde dehydrogenase 8 family, member A1. The coding region runs from base 196 to 1668 and encodes 490 amino acids. The transcript is spliced from 7 exons. NCBI's taxonomy places the organism in Eukaryota, Metazoa, Chordata, Actinopteri, Scombriformes, Scombridae. Gene Ontology annotation, molecular function: retinal dehydrogenase (NAD+) activity. Gene Ontology annotation, biological process: retinoic acid metabolic process. The record is from RefSeq and is a predicted model, not a curated record.